Myripristis murdjan (pinecone soldierfish) is the source of this 2244-nucleotide messenger RNA. It is a transcript of the gene fetub, whose product is annotated as fetuin B. The coding region runs from base 151 to 1656 and encodes 501 amino acids. Gene Ontology annotation, biological process: negative regulation of endopeptidase activity. Lineage: Eukaryota; Metazoa; Chordata; Actinopteri; Holocentriformes; Holocentridae. Gene Ontology annotation, molecular function: cysteine-type endopeptidase inhibitor activity. The transcript has 7 exons. The record is from RefSeq and is a predicted model, not a curated record. Gene Ontology annotation, cellular component: extracellular region.
GUGGUUUUGUGUGUGUGUGUGUGUGUGUGUGUGUUUGAGUGGGUGGGGGUCUACAGCAGAGUAUAAAAGGUCCUCCCCUUCUGCUCAUCUCUACUGUUGUCCUGUAUUUGAGUGUGUGUGUGUGUGCAUUUGAGAGACCAGACAGAGACCAUGAAGCGCUGCGCGUUGCUGUCACUCUUGCUGGUGGCAGGGUGUGUGUACGUCCACGCCGCGCCCGUCGAGCAGGGCGGCAUGGAGGCCGGGUCGUGCCAGGACGCGGCGGCACUGGGCGCAGCUGAGGAGGCGCUCACCAAGCUCAACGAGGACCGGCUGGAGGGCUACAUCCUCAGCCUGCACCGGCUCUCCAACGUCCACACGGUCCAACACGGAGAGACAGGUGUAGUCUACUACCUUACUCUGGAUGUUGUGGAGACUCAGUGCCAUGUUCUCAGCAGGAACGAGUGGAAGAAGUGCACGGCUCGAACAGACGACGACACACCGGUUUAUGGACAGUGCAAGGUUGCCAUCUACAUCAACAAGCCGCACAGAGUGGUGCGUCUCUACAAAUACAACUGUGCCAUCAGACCAGCUCCAGCGGCAAGAAUAUCAGCUGCGUGUCCAGACUGUCCAUCCCUUACUGCCACGGACAAUGAAGAGAUCGUGAAGACCGUCACCCAGUCCCUGGAGAAGUACAACAAAGAGAAUGGACUGACCAAUUACUUUGCUCUGCUCAAAACCACCCGCGCAAGCAUGCAGAUGGGCAUGGGAACAUUUUACCACGUGGAGUACACCAUCCAGGAGACCACCUGUACCAAGAGCAGUGACCCAGCAACGAUCGCAAACUGCCCUCAUAUGGAGUGCGAGUUUGCACACAAAGGCUUUUGUAAGGCUACCCACUCAAUCGCCUUCGGUAAUGAUGAAGUCAGCGUAGAGUGUGAGAUCUAUGAGCCGGAGGCUGCUGAGAAGGAGAAGAAGCUCCACGAGCUGGGCACAGACCACAGCCACAACGACACACACGCACACAACCACGACCACACAACCGACCAAGGCCACGACCACGUGCACGACCACACCAAGAGCCACGGGCAACACGACCAGACCCACACGCACAACGACAACAGCAAACACCACCAUACACACGACCACCACGCGGGCAGCGCUCACAGGCACGCUCACGACCACUCGCACGACCACGGCCACGGCCACGACCACGUGCACGCGCACCACGCCAAGGCGCACGACCACACCGACGACUCUCCCAACCACCACCACAACUAUGGCCACGACGCUACUGUGCACACCCACGAGCAUGACCACGAGCUCGCCCUGGACCACGAUCACAAGCACGCUCACCUGCACGAGCACGAGCACCACCACCAUCACCACGAGCACGUGCAUGAGACCACCCCGCACGACGAUCCAGAGGGCACGGUGAGGAUGCUGCCUGCCAUGGGCCAGCCCAUGACCCUGCCCGCCUUCCCCGAUGAGCCGGCUGCGGGCCCCGAGGCGGGAGUCACCCUGCCCCUCGUCCCCGACCCCCAGAUCCCCGAGCUGAAGGAGCCCACCAUCGUCCCCUUCCCCAAAGGCCUCUCAGCUGAUUGUCCUGUCCCAGAGGCAGGAGACACCCUGGUGGGGAAGCUCUUCUCCGAGGACGCCGAGUUCAAGGUGGCUGCGUAAGGGGAGCCACGGGAACUAAACUGUUGUUAAAAAUGCACGCUUACAAAUCUGGUGAAGCGAUAAAAGCUCAGCAGGAGGUGAUAUCAACAGGUGUCUGAUAUGCCACGAGUUCCCCGUCCUCCUCCUCCCCCUCCUCCUUCACACAUGAUCUGGUUGCUACAGACGUAUCACAAGAAAAUAUCCUGCACCACUUUUGCUUUUCCAGUCAUUUGUUUAAAUAACAAAUCUUUAGCUAGGGAAGACAAGGAAGAACAAAUUUUUAUAUGCAGUGACAGCCUUGCAACAAGCUCCAAUUUAGCUGAAACUGGAACAGAGGGGGAAGGAAAUUGGAAUAAAACCAAUGAAAUGGGAAUUCCCUUUUUCCAAUCCCCAGUGACCAUGAAACUGUAAAAUUACUCACUUUAUUAAACCAUGUGACGGCUGUAACGUCCCCAUGACUUUAUCAGCCUCUCAGUUGAGAUCCUGUUCCUGUUUUUAUAAGUCUGGAUAUACAAAGUGACAACCAUUUAAAAGUUCCAAUAAUUUCCAUGUUCAUUUGGCAUUUACUGUAUGUUUGGCUGCACAAAAUAAUAAAGGACUGCAAAUUCA